Molecule: messenger RNA, 3327 nt
Organism: Phlebotomus papatasi
Lineage: Eukaryota; Metazoa; Arthropoda; Insecta; Diptera; Psychodidae
Product: zinc finger protein 14-like
Exons: 3
Coding region: 328-3027 (899 amino acids)
Source: RefSeq, a predicted model, not a curated record
AAUAGGCAGAAGCACAUGAGCGAUGUAUGACAAUGCCACAAAAGGAAAGCUUCAUGAAAUUAUUCCCUCUUGAUUGAUUACAAUAGCAAUUCUUCCCAAUAACAACGCAGCGAGCUACGUGAAGUGUCAUUUGUUUAGUGAAUAUCCUGUAAUUUUUUCUUCAUUUUCCACCCAGGGAAAUCCCUUUUUUAAACUUUGAUGAUUGUAUCUCGAUUGUGGGGAUAUUACUCCUUGAAUCCUGAACUUCCUGACCACAAGAGGCACUGAAUUUCGCUGAGGACUCUCCGGAUCUCCAGGAAGAUCAGCAAUCUCAGUUAACCAGGAGCAAUGGAUGAAUUUGUAAUUUCCGAGUAUAUUGUGCAGCCAGAGGCACAAACUAGCGAGAGAGAAAGCAUUGCUGAGUAUCCGGAUGAAUUCCUCUGGCCAGGUUCUUCUGAACAUCUCAAUGGUGAGUAUCCCGUUGACGAGGCUGAUCUGGAACCCGAAAAUUCUGAAGAAGAAUUGCUCACGGGCAACACUGGCGACGAUGAUCAAGAUGUGGAGUUUCCGGAACGCACCAAUUCGGACGAGGAAAUGGUCACAGAGAUCACAGGCGACACCGGAGAUGAUGAUCAAGAUCUCCUGACACCUUCGCACGAGAUCCAGGCCUCCGAAUACUACAAUCAGGAUCCUCAGUCUAAAUCCAGUGCCCCGCGAGAGAAGCGACAGAGAGUUAAAACUGGCAUAAUCUACGAGUGUGACGUCUGCGAGAAGAAGUUCCAGUACGAAUCCAGUCUUCAGAUUCACAAAAGAUUCCACUCAGGCGAGAAGCUGUCCCAAUGCAAUGAAUGUGGGAAGCGCUUUGCCACUCAAUAUGCCCUGAAACGUCACUCCCGGACUCACGCACAGACUCAGGCAAGUGUCUGUGAGUCCUGCAAUGCCUCCUUCAUGGACCCAGGAGAUUUUGCCAGGCAUACUCGGUUCCACGAAACCGGAGAGGCACCGUACACGUGCAAAAACUGCGGAGACACCUUCGACACGUACAGUGCCAUCAAGGCUCAUCGGUCCAGGAAACACAGAUCCCAGUGGCAAUGCAAACACUGCUGGGAAUCCUUCCCCACCGAGAAACUCUACCGUGAACAUCGAGUGACGCAUGAGACUUACAGCUGCAGCCAGUGCAACAUGAAGUUCAUGACGCAGGAGAUGCUAGAGAUGCACGAGGAGGAGGCCGGAGAACACAGACCACCGCCCAAUCUUCUUCAGGUACAGUCGAACAGCGCAGUAGAUGCUGCGAUGCUUGAAUGCGAUCUCUGCUCUAAGAGCUUUACUCGCCGAGAUUCUCUUCUCGAGCAUCGACGUUUGCACACGGGAGUGGGCCUGGUCUCUUGUGAUCAUUGCCCUAUGAAAUUCACCUCCCACGCUAGACUCAGAAAGCACAUGGCAAGGCACAGUUUACAGAGGAACUUUCAGUGUUCUCAGUGUGAAAAAGCUUUUGCCACUGAGCGCUAUUUGAAAAUCCACCAGCUAACGCAUACCGGAGAUCAAUUGCCGUUCAAGUGUGAGAUGUGUGGGAAGGAAUUUCUGCGGAGCAAUGCCCUUCGGAAUCAUAUGUUCAGUCAUUUGAAGAGAUUCCCUUGUGGCAAAUGUCAGCUGAUUUUUCCUUCUGACAGACAACUUAAGAAACACCGGAAAACGCAUAAGUUGAUCUGUAGUAGAUGUGGAAUGAAUUUUGAGACACUUGAACUGUUGCAAAUGCAUUAUAUUGAGUAUCAUCCGAACUGUCCGGAAGCUAUGGGAGAAGUCCCUGGGGAGGAGAAGCAGCAUGAAUUAGAUCCACUUUAUGGGGAACCGUCAGAUUUUGAAAAGAAGUACGAAGGAUUAUUGCUGUAUCGAUGUGAGAUCUGUGACAAGACCUUCAUGGAAAAUAGAUACCUUAGGGAUCAUAUGUUCAGUCAUAUGAAGAGAUUCCCAUGUAAUCGCUGCAAUGAAGUCUUUUCUUCAGAACGGCUACUUAAAAAGCAUCGGAAAACGCAUAAAUUUAUCUGUCGAGAAUGUAAGGUUAGGUGCGAGAGCGCUGAGGGCUUCAGACAGCACUAUCGAGACCUCCAUCCGGACUGUGAGGUUCCGGAAGUGGAACAGACGGUGGAGAAGAAAGAUCUUAACACUUCAGUAGAAGAGAAUCCUGACUACGAGGGUUCAGAAGUGGAAGAGACAGUAGAAAGGAAAGUUAAAACAGAGUACACCUCAGUAGAACAGACGCCAGUAGACGAGAAUCCACUUGAUAUAAAGGCUCUGGUAUUCAAGGAGCCAAAAGAGCCAAGAAUCUUAAGAUGUGAAACUUGUGGCAAGGAAUUUUCACGCUUAAGUUACCUCAAAAUGCAUAUAAAUACUCAUACUAAAAGUUUCCCCUGCUCGAAAUGCUUCAUGGUCUUUACUUCAGAGAGACGCCUUAAAAGGCAUCGAAAAAGUCAUAUACUUUUUUGCAAAAUUUGCAAUACGAGAUUUGAUUCAGGAGAACUCCUCCAUGAACACUACAAGGAAGAACAUCCAGAUCGAAAAUUGCCAAAAAUUCCAAAGGUUGAGGUUGAGGAACCCGUUGAACAAGUCAAGGAAUCCUUUCCGUGUCAAUAUUGCGAUGAACAGUUUCCCGAAAGAAGUUUACGGGAUAAUCAUGUGGAAGCUCAUCUAGCCAAUAAAUUCCGUUGCUCAAUGUGUCCGGAAUUCUUCGAUAAGGAGAAACAACUGCGGAAGCACAUUAAGGCACACAGAAAGACAUGUAGGUUCUGUACUAGAAAAUUCAAGACGCCAGAACGUCUUCAGGAUCACUACAAAGAACUUCAUUCAGAUCAACUUCAUUUACUAGAAGUUAAUCCCAAUUCCCAAGAAACUCAACAUAAUGCCGUGGAAGUUCAGACAAAUGCGCCCAUAGAGGAAGUGUUUACGCAAGAACCACAAAUUGAGGAACGUUAUCCCAUUGAAGAGAUUUUUACAGUUGAGGAUUCAUUGGAUGGAGUUAUCCCAGAAGUUGUAAUAUUGGAAGAUGAUUGAAUCAUAAAAAAAAAAAAUUUACUACCGAUAUUCACUGUUAAAAAAAAAAACUUCAACCAAUAGAAAUAAAGUUAUCAAUAUGCCGAAGCUCUCUCGUAUGCUAUUGGUUGAUAUGUUAAUGUCCUCCUCCUUUUACUAAUUGACAGCAUGCAGAAUAUUUCAAUUUUAUUUCGCAUUGAAUGUAGCCAAAAUAGGAUAGUAAAUUGACAAAAACGCAUCUCUUUUGCCUAUUCAUUUAAAUAUAAUGUCAAGACAAUUGUAAUGAGUUUAAAUAUGUGAAAUAAACAUUAAUAUAUGAAA